UUGGGAGAAAAGGGUCUUCUACUAGGCCAGAGUCGGGCCCUCUCGUCGCUAUGGAGACAGACGAGAAGGGUGUUAUGCUACGCAGUGAGGUCACAGGGGGAGGGAGUGGGACACGUAGGCGCGGGACGAGGGCGUCAUCGGCAGCGGCCGCUCACGGGCUCUGCUUCUAAGCGCGAGAAGAAGAGGAGUGGAAGCGAGUAAGAGGUGCGCGUGCUCGCUCUGACAGGGUUAGUCCCCCGGAAUACUGGGCGCGACGAGAAUAGAAAGGCACGCUCCGGGGCUUCAGCAGAGAGGCGCGCGCGCGCCUGCUCGGGCGCGAGGAAGUGUCCCCACUUUGCCGGGGACUAAGCCGGGGCAGGCAGGAGACGAGAGGAAGGGGGAGAGAGACGCAGCCAAUUGGGAGGUGGGACCGAGGAGGCCUCCCACCAAUCGGGUAAGGCAGAGAAGAGAACCCUGCCAGCCAGGGGAGUGCUGGGGAGGCCUCCCCGCCAAUCCGAGGAGCGAAAGCCAAAGCCGGAGCAGCGCGCCAAUCGCGGGCCAGCCAGCACCAGAGAGCGCGGAGUCGGGGAUGUCCUACAAGCCCAUCGCGCCUGCCCCCACCAGCUCCGGAGCCGCCGGCACCAGCAGCAGUAGCAGCGCCAGCCCCGCCCCCGGAGCCCCGCCGGUUGCCACGAGUGUCCCAUCUCCAUCUGGAUCUGUCCCUGGAGCUUCUGCCCCCUUCCGACCUCUCUUCAACGAUUUUGGGCCCCCAUCGAUGGGUUACGUGCAGGCUAUGAAGCCACCAGGUGCCCAAGGCUCCCAGAGCACAUACACAGAUUUACUUUCCGUCAUUGAGGAGAUGGGCAAGGAAAUCCGACCUACCUAUGCAGGCAGCAAGAGUGCUAUGGAGCGGCUGAAACGAGGGAUAAUUCAUGCCCGGGCGCUGGUAAGAGAGUGUCUGGCAGAGACAGAGCGCAAUGCCCGUACGUAACAGUCGCUUGCUCCUGGCGCCAUUUGUGGAGGACCUGGCAUUUUCUGGCCAAUCAGCAUUGGAAUCUGGAGAUUUCCCCUGCCCCUUCAAAUCUUUCCACCAAUCAGUGUCUCAAGUCCUGGAACUGCAAUCGCCUUCAAAGACCUUUAUACCAAUUGACACCUAAUAAUCUGAAGCUUCUUCUGCUGCAUCACAGAACUUCCCACCAAUCUGAGAAUAGAUGCAGAAAAGUUUGCUGCUCACAUCUGGUCAACUGAUGAGAAUAAUGGCUGAUAGCAAGUCCUAUGUCUUUAUAAAAUGAGAGGGUUUUUUUAUAAAUAAAAGGAAAGUGUUGGAAUUUGGAAUAUCUAUUCUUGGCUGUGGUUUUCUAAUUUUUCCCAUGUGGUGGUGAAGGAAAUAGUCUCUUCCUCACUAAGACAUUAUUGAGGGCCUGUAUUGCAAGAUGUGCUUCUGCAGUAAAGCAGCACAAGGCCCUCCCUGCCACUUGUAAAGGAAGCCUCGGCUAGCAGUCACUGAGCCUGUAUUGGAAAACUUGUAAUAAAAUAUUUCUACUCCUGUAUAA
This is a messenger RNA of Rhineura floridana, 1532 nucleotides long. RefSeq names its product cyclin dependent kinase 2 associated protein 2 (gene CDK2AP2). Lineage: Eukaryota; Metazoa; Chordata; Lepidosauria; Squamata; Rhineuridae. The coding region runs from base 569 to 970 and encodes 133 amino acids. The record is from RefSeq and is a predicted model, not a curated record. Gene Ontology annotation, biological process: negative regulation of G1/S transition of mitotic cell cycle; regulation of microtubule cytoskeleton organization. The transcript is spliced from 4 exons. Gene Ontology annotation, cellular component: microtubule; nucleus; cytoplasm.